Messenger RNA from Daphnia magna, 2450 nucleotides. Its product is annotated as G patch domain-containing protein 4. Gene Ontology annotation, cellular component: nucleolus. The transcript is spliced from 4 exons. The record is from RefSeq and is a predicted model, not a curated record. Bases 227 to 2353 code for a protein of 708 amino acids. Gene Ontology annotation, molecular function: nucleic acid binding; telomerase inhibitor activity. Gene Ontology annotation, biological process: regulation of ribosome biogenesis. Lineage: Eukaryota; Metazoa; Arthropoda; Branchiopoda; Diplostraca; Daphniidae.
CCUUGCGGAAAUCAAAACGUUCACUUUUGGGCCGUCUGCUCGAUCUUGUGGCCGAUUGUGUUCUGCGCCUCAAACUGCAUGCGUGUACUUAAGAUCACACGUGGAUUUCUUAACUUGGACAGAAGCAUCCGUUAACUUUAGGUCACUCAUACAACCAAAGUGAAACCUUUUGACUGUAAUUUCUAUUGACAUUUGACAAUUUUUCUGUUCCGAUUAUCAAUUUGUGAUGGCAAUGUUAGCUGAACCAAAACGAAAAAAGAAGUGGAGUUUGAAUCCCAGAGGGAAACUAUGGUGCAAUGAUGAUUCUAAAAUUGGACAGAAGUUGUUGGAAAAAAUGGGUUGGGCUAAAGGAAAAGGCUUAGGCCGAGAUGAACAAGGAGAUUUGGAACCAAUUAGACUAAAGUACAAAAAUGAUUCUGAGGGAGUUGGCUUUGAAGUAAAGAACGACCAAUGGAUUGCUCAUCGUGAAGAAUUCAACAACAUUCUUGAAGCCCUAAAUGGCAGUAAUACCCCUCUAGAUGAAACGGACAUUACCGCAACACAGAGCUUGGAAAGCCGAUCCAAGAAUUCCAAGUCACGUGUGCACUAUCACAAGUUUACGCGAGGAAAAGAUUUGAGUCGCUAUAGUGCUGCAGAUAUGGCGUGCAUUCUUGGUAAACGAACGAACAGCGAAGCCGAUCAAGAAACGAAAGAUGUCAGGAUAAAGGAGGAACCAACAAAAGAGAGCGUGAACGGUAGCGUUGAACACUUGCACGGUGUCACAACGAUACAAAGAGGGUGUAUCCAAGAGUAUUUCGAAUCAAAAAUGGCUGCUGUAAAAGAAAAGCAGCGUAAAUCGGUCGACUGCAAACAGGAAGAUUCAGGCCAUGAAGGAUCAAACAACAGUGACGACGGAGGCAAAGAUGAAAAGCGUGUCCGAAUCAACGAAGAUCUUAAUGUUGUCAAGGAGUUUCGUUCAAAGGAAAAAAUUUCGAAAACUGAAAAAUUUAACCAGAAAGAUGACGCUGUCGUGAAUGAAACUAUUGAAGAUAUUAGCCCAAAAAAAAAGAAAAAGGGAUCUAAAACGAAGGUUGAGGAAGAAUCAGCAGGUGUGCCAUCCAAACCAUUGCCAGUUACUGAAGAAAUAGUGGACAAUUUUGAGAUAAAAAAGAAGAAGAAAAAGAAAUUUGAGAAAGAGAUUCCUGAGCCGGUGCUAGACGCAGAGCCAGUCAAAACGAAAAAGUCGAAAGUUGAGGAAAUUGCCGAUUCAACGGUAGAAAUCAUUGUAAAUGGCGAAGGAGUUCACACACAAGAAGAAUCUAAGAAGAAAAAGAAAAAAGCUAAGAAGCAGGAAGAAGAAGCGGUUGAAUGUGAGCAAAUGAUUCAUAAAGGCGUGGAAGACCACACGCAAGAAGAACCAAAGAAGAAAAAGAAAAAAUCUAAGAAGCCAGAAGAAGCGAUCGAGACUAGCAAUUUUGAAGUAAUCGAACCCGUUCAGAAAAAAUCUAAAAAGAAUAAAACGGUGGAGGUUUCUGUUGAACAAGUGCAAAACGAAGAGGAUGUACAACCCCCGAUAAAAAAGAAGAAAAAGAAAAACAAGGAAGGUGAACAAGAAGCUCCCGAGAAAUACACCAAGUUGGAUGACUCUUCUGUAGAAUCUGUGCAAGCAAUGCAAAUUACUGCUAGUGAAAAUCAGCAGAAUGGCCUAGAGCAAGACGUGGAACAAGAGACCAAAAAGAAAAAGAAGAGCAAACAAACGGAAGAAGAAGUCCCCGAAACAUUUCACAAGAUGGAAAACUCCUUAGAAAAAACUGAAACCAAACGUAACAAAAAAGGCAAAAACAAACCAAGCGACAAAAUUGAAGUUGAAUUGAUAAAAAAGAACAAGAAGAUCAAGGGAACUGCAGUUGAAGCUCCGGAAGUCCAAGACAAAACUAGUGAAGAUGCACAGGUUAACCCACCUAAGGAGAAGAAAGCCAAAAAAAGGAAAGCCUGUGACAUGACUGACGAAGUAGCGAUCAAUGGUAAAGAAGGCGUUGGGUGUGUGCAGUUGGCUGACGAGGAACUGCAAGAAAGAAAAACUGUUAACAAAAAAGUGGGUUCAGAAGAUCAAUUGGCUCGUCAAGCGGAGGCAAAACCUGAUGGCCGUGGCAAAGAAGUUGACCAACCUGGAACUAAGAAUAUUUCAGCGAUUUUAAUAGAAGCUGGAGCUGCCGCUGACAGACGUAAACUGGAAUCCAUCCAACUCAGUGACGGGUCAAGAAUUAGUCAAAAACUUAACAGAAGGUUAAUGAGAGCUAAGUUCGACAAGUUUGUAGGGUCCAACUUACUCACCAUCGUCGGAUACGGAAGUGAUGGUGCUAGCUUAACAUAGCUCUUUGAAUUGUGUUAGGAUAAGAAUGAAAUUGCCUUUUCCAUUUUCAGUUGCAAUCACUGCUGACAUCAGAAUAACAGGACAAAAUUGAAUUAUA